Messenger RNA from Solanum lycopersicum (tomato), 1283 nucleotides. RefSeq names its product trihelix transcription factor GT-3b. NCBI's taxonomy places the organism in Eukaryota, Viridiplantae, Streptophyta, Magnoliopsida, Solanales, Solanaceae. The record is from RefSeq and is a predicted model, not a curated record.
CAUUUUCCAAAAAAUAAAAUUUAGUAAAGAAGAAAAAAAACACUCAAUGUUUGGUGGAAGCAAUGAAAAACUCGGUCCAUUUACCCAGCGUUUGAUGCUUCCGCAGCACCCCCUUCACCUCCUUCCCGGCGCCGGUGGUUCUUCCGGCAGCGGUUUAGGCGGAGACGAUGAGUUUCCUAAGCGGGACGAGCGUGUUCCGCCGUGGAGUACUCAAGAGACUAGGGAUUUUAUAGCAAUUCGAGGUGAGCUUGAGAUGGAGUUCUCUUCGGCGAAGCGGAGUAAUUUGAAGAGUCUAUGGGAGAUUGUAGCUGCUAGAAUUAAUGAGAGAGGGUACAGGAGAAGUGCUGAACAAUGUAAAAGCAAGUGGAAGACUUUGAUUAAUCGUUACAAGGGUAAGGAAACAUCUGAUCCAGAUAAUGGCGGACAAUUUCCAUAUUUUGAUGAGCUUCAUGCACUCUUUUCAUCAAAUAUGAAUAAUGUACAUCGAGUACCGAUCGAAUCUGAGGCUGGUUCCCAACAGGCAAGGAAGAGGCCUCGCGGAACAAGUAGAGACAGAUCUUCAGAGGAAAUCUCGGAAGAUGAAGAAGGUUAUGCUUGCGAGAGUGAUGAAGUAAAAUUAGGCAGAAGCAAUGUUGCUCCCAAAAAGAAACCCGAAAAAGAAAAGCGUCCAAGAACAAGCAAUGCAGAAAAAGCUUCAAGACAAGCCAGCUUUGGGAGUAGCAUUAACAACAACACUGGUAGAGCUGUUGAUAAUAUUCAAGAAAUGCUUAAAGAAUUCUUUCAGCAUCAGCUGAGGAUUGAAAUGCAAUGGAGGGAGACAACAGAGAAGCGUGCUCGUGAAAGAGAAGCAUUCGAGCAGGAAUGGCGAUCAUCAAUGGAGAAGCUUGAAAGAGAUAGGAUGAUGAUUGAACAGUCUUGGAGGGAGAGGGAGGAGCAAAGGAGAACGAGAGAGGAGACCCGAGCUGAAAAGAGGGAUGCCCUGUUGACAACACUUCUGAACAAACUCAUCGGUGAAAAUCAUCCGUGAGAUGAUUCGUCGUGUACUCUGUUUGUUGUUGGUUCAAAAAUAUUUUGGGAAAAUUAUUAGUUUUUGCUUACAUAGAAAUAGGAAAUUUCCAAUUUGUAGAAUGUCACAGCUAGAUAGAUAUAUGCAUGCUUGAUGAUACAUAGUAGUUCAUGUUCUCAUUGAGCUUUGGAGUGAAUUUGUUUGUAAUUUAAUCAAAUUUAAUGGUGUAUUGUAAAGCAUCCAUAGUGUUGGCUUCAUUGUUAUUAUUUUUUAUUGA